UAACAACACCACAAGGUAAAGAAAUUGUGCGCGUUUGUCCGGCUUACGUAACACGGCGUCUCGCGUUUUUCUGCUCCACGGAAAAAGCGUUCUGUUUUUAAUCGAAGUGUACUGUUAUUUUUGUGAAUGAGCUGCCUGCUGUUUACUGGAUAUUGAGGAAAGUCUCCUCCAUAAAUUGUAAACGAUGCACGGUCGAGUCAAGAUAAAGUCCACCGCCCAGCAAGAGGAGGAGAAAAGAAAGGAAAGAGAGAAGAAACUCAAAAUAUACACGGCAGCGCGAGACGCCUGUUUUUCCAAGAGGAAGGACGGAAUUUGUGAUGAUGAAGCUCUCAACUUGACCCAGCAGCUGCUAUCGUCAAACCCUGACUUUGCAACACUUUGGAAUUACAGAAGAGAGAUCCUUAUGCACCAGGAGACUGUCAAAGAUGAGAGUGAAGUACAAAAGAUGUACCAGGCCGAGCUGUCUUUUCUGGAGUCUUGCCUGAAAGUCAACCCAAAGUCAUACGGCAGCUGGCACCACAGAAGCUGGGUUUCGGAACGGGCGCCUCAAAUGGACUGGGGCCGUGAGUUGAACCUGUGUGACCGCUGCCUCAGCCUGGAUGACCGCAACUUUCACUGCUGGGAUUACCGCCGUAUCGUGGUGAAGAAAUCCACAGUCCCUGUGAAAAAGGAGUUGGAGUUCACGGAUCGUCUCAUCGGCUCCAACUUUUCCAACUACUCCAGCUGGCAUUACCGCAGUACCCUGUUACCGCUGCUUCACCCCCAGUCUCCCGAAUCCGCCCCCCCGUCAGGCUCAUUGCCACCCUCGCCGCAGAACCACUCCCAUCGCGUCUGUGGAGAGCAGCUGCUCAAAGAAUACGAGCUGGUGCAGAAUGCUUUCUUUACCGACCCCAACGAUCAGAGUGCUUGGUUCUAUUAUCGUUGGCUGCUUGGCAGAGCCGAACGUGAAGAGAUGAUAAGUUGUGUUUUCAUCAGUCGGGACGAAGAGAGCGUGGCUGUCGCCUUUUCGAGACCAGUCAAUGCGCAGUCCGGUGGCUUGCUGCUGGUGCUUGACGGUCAGCCACAACAGGUGGACUGGAGGAGUGUCCACCCACGAUUUAAGCACAGUCCUGUAUGGAUAUGCAAUCUUCCUCCUGGUUCAAUCGGCGACAUCGCUAAUGAACACAAUCUGACGGUGCAUUGGUCCGAAAAACACAUUCGUCGAGACUGCGCGCUGUACACAGGUCGAAGUGAAAGUUGGUGUCGUGACUCUGCCACUGAUCAAGAGCUCUUUAGGAGUGAGCUCUCAGUGGAGAAAAGCUCAGUGCUGCAGUCCGAGCUACAAUCAUGUAACCAGCUGCUAGAACUGGAGCCGCUCAAUAAGUGGUGCUUGCUGACCAUCAUCCUACUGAUGAGGGCGCUAGACCCCCUCGGCUAUGAGAAGGAGACGCUCACUCAUUUCCAAACUCUCAAAGAAGUGGAUUCCAUGCGCUUUGCCUAUUACAGCGACCUGUGCAGCAAGUUUAUGAUCGAAAACACCAUUUUAAAAAUGGAGUACGCUGAAGUGCGCGUCUUCAGCGUCGUCAACAAGAACCUGACCACCUUGUGCCAUUUGGACCAGCUGCUCCUAAUCACUCACAUCAAUCUGUCCUCUAACCAGCUGCGACAAAUUUCCGCUCACUUCUCCAUGCUACAGUGCCUGGAGGUUUUGGAGGCUGAUGACAACAUCAUCGAAAACUUGGAAGGAGUCUACCGCCUGCCCAAACUAGAGGAGGUUCUCUUGAAGAAUAACAACAUUUCCACGCUGGAGGCUCUCCGGCCACUCGCCUCCUGCCCUAAGCUGCGGCACCUAGAUCUCCGCGGUAACCCCGUCGCUCAGAGCUCUGACGCAGAGUCGCGGCUCGCCGAGCUCUUGCCUUCCGUGGAAUGUCUAUUGCUCUGACGUGCCGGCAGCGGGAGUCAGGCCUGUCACUCAAGGAUGACGCCGACGCUGUCGGCCAGGUUGUGAAGGAGUGAGUGGAAGAUUUUUUUUCUCCAAAUGUGCUGUCAGUUCCACUUGUUUGGUAGAAAUUGGAUCAAAACAGCCCCCCACUCGUCAGAAUGCCUCUGAAGGCGGAUAUCACAACACCUUUAAUGAAAAGUAUCUGUUGUUUGUGUGCCUAUAUGUGUGUGUCGGUGCGCAUGAGUCAUAAUCGCUUUUUGUCAAAAUGUGCAAGAAUGAAGGUCUAUUAAUACCUCCCAUAUGCAUGCUGCAACUAAACAAAUUGACUGUGUGUGGAUGGAUCCGCAUGAUCACUUUUUAUAAGCUUAAAAAGCACUCAAGGCAACAGUAAAGAACUGGAAUGGCACUCCAUACUAUGUGAUAAUGUAAACAAUGUCUGUAGUGAUUUAUAUCCAUUAUUGUUUUAUGCAUUUUACACAAAGUGCCACCUAAAUAUACUUAGCUUUCAAAGUACAUCAUGUUCAACAAAAAAAACUUGGUAUGUAAUAUUAUUGGAAGACCGUGUAAUAAUAUACACAUUUUGAAUAUUAACUCUACAUUUAGUAAAAUACAAAAACUGCCAAAGUGUGUCAGUAAUGCAAUUUUAAAAAAUGUAUUGAAAUUGACUUAAAAGUUAAACUCAUCUGUACCGGUACUUGCUGUGUAUCCAGAUCAAAGCUCGGGGGGAAAAUUAGAUCAAUCUCUCUAACCAGCAAUGCAUAUAUAUGGACAAGUGUCAUAUUUUGAACAGUCCAUCAAAAAGAGUUCAAUGUUGAUAGUCUUAAAGCGGUCUGUUAAUACUCCAGGUGAAGUCAACUGUAAAGCUAAACACAUAAUGGAAAUUAAAAAAAAAAUAAAUAAAUAAAAAUAAAAAAAACACUAAAAUACAAAAAUUUUUUGAAGUGCUCGCUUGAUUACUGCUGAUACAGAAGGGCAGACAGACGCCAUUAUAGGAAAAACUAACAGUUGUACAUGCCUCACUGGACAAACUGACUGCAAAUUUCCUGAGUUUGCUACUGUAUAACCACUGUACUACUGUCCUGAACUGUAAUAUUUGCUCAUCUAACAAUUCAAAAGAAGGCAAAUCAACCACCUUUGCAACAUACAUGAGAGAAGGGUUGCUAUUCAAACUUUUGUUUUUGUUGCUUUAAUAGCCGAAGCUUAUAAAUGAUGAUCGGGGUGUUGCGUACAUGUCACGUCUUGCAUUUCCAACCACCUGAUAAAACAUUUAUUGUACAUGUCAAGAGAAGUGCCACAAGUCUAUAAAUGAAACAUUAAAUUGUGUCACUUGCCUUA
This is a messenger RNA of Corythoichthys intestinalis (scribbled pipefish), 3256 nucleotides long. RefSeq names its product Rab geranylgeranyltransferase subunit alpha (gene rabggta). NCBI's taxonomy places the organism in Eukaryota, Metazoa, Chordata, Actinopteri, Syngnathiformes, Syngnathidae. The record is from RefSeq and is a predicted model, not a curated record. Gene Ontology annotation, cellular component: Rab-protein geranylgeranyltransferase complex; cytoplasm. The transcript has 17 exons. Gene Ontology annotation, molecular function: protein binding; zinc ion binding; Rab geranylgeranyltransferase activity. Gene Ontology annotation, biological process: protein geranylgeranylation. The coding region runs from base 185 to 1921 and encodes 578 amino acids.